Messenger RNA from Zalophus californianus (California sea lion), 5562 nucleotides. RefSeq names its product solute carrier family 35 member E2A-like. Gene Ontology annotation, molecular function: antiporter activity. Gene Ontology annotation, cellular component: Golgi apparatus. The coding region runs from base 1091 to 2308 and encodes 405 amino acids. The record is from RefSeq and is a predicted model, not a curated record. NCBI's taxonomy places the organism in Eukaryota, Metazoa, Chordata, Mammalia, Carnivora, Otariidae. The transcript has 11 exons.
GGCGUGGGGGAAGGGGCCGCGGGCGAGCCCCGGGCCGGGCCCCCUGCAGAGGCGCGGGGAGGCCGCUUUGGCCCCCGGAAGGCUCCCGCAGCCCUCUAGCUUCCCGGCUCACACCGGGAGAGAAUCCUUGAUGCCACCUGUCUGGGUCAUGAGUCUAAGGGUGGGUGGCCAGUUUACCCGGAAAACGCUGAAUAAAACAAACGGUAGAGGUUGCCUCCGGUGGUCGCCUAUCCCGCUCCGGACCUAAGCCCGGCCGGCCUGUUCCCGGCCCCCUCCUACGAGAAGCCCCCUGGUCCACCCCCAUGGCCUUUGCGCUCGCCGUGCUGCCCGCGUCCCCAGGCUGACCCCUCCUCUGAGAGGCCCCUCGCCUUUCGGCGGGUAGCCUUGGCCCGUGUUCUCCAUCUCGCCGGGGACGCCCUCUUCCACGCGCCUGCUCCUCCCACUUUUAGCCCCCGCCUCUCUGGUCUGAAGGCGCGGCCCGCGUGGGGCGCGCCCGUGUCCGCCCUCCCUGGCUGCCGGGGCCCAGCGGGGGAGGUGGGGUCAGCCCUGGGGGCGCGGGCUGUGUUGUCGGUCCCCGGGGCUUCUCGCGUUGUAAGCCCCUGGACCCAGGCGCCCCCGAGGCGGGCACGACCCUGGAGCGGAACCAGUUUUUGCAGGACGAGAAUUGCUUCCCUCUGAAAUCUCCUUGAAUCACGUGGUCUAUGAAAGAACAGGCCGUGGAGACACGUGAGCUGGAGUCCAGGAAGGCAUCUGUGACCCCACCGGGACUUUGGUGUCAGAAACUGAGGGAACAGGAAAUCUGAGUGCUCAGCCCGUCUGAGGCUGGGUGGGGACUCGGGUCUGAUGUCCCUGGGAUUCGGCCUAAAGCAGGAACUUGGAGUUGGAGAAUUUGCCUGACUGCCACAGGAGAAGCCAGGUCUGACUAAGUCUGUGAUCCUAGGAGAGAGGACAGAGGCUCACUUGCAAAGCCGUGACCACAGCCUGCACUCGCUAGGGAGAGGCAAGUCGUGGAUGGCACUCUCUGCUCCCUGCAGGCCUUCACCUGGGAGUUGGCCUGACCCAUGCUGCCUGCAGUCUUGAGGGGACAAGCAUGUCGGCUUCAACAAAACCCCUGGCACUGGCGGAGCUGGCCCCCUGCCCCGAGGACAAGCCCAAGGGGAAGCCACUCCUUACCUGGGGCUCUCUCUUUGGCCCCCGCAGCGAGAAGGUGGUUUUCACCAGGAGUGAGGGAAGCCCCGAGGAGAGCGUGCUCACCAUAACCAUUACAGAGACCACCGUCAUCGAGUCUGACCUGGGCGUGUGGAGCUCCCGGGCUCUGCUCUACCUCACACUGUGGUUCUUCUUCAGCUUCUGUACCCUGUUCCUCAACAAGUACAUCCUGUCCUUGCUGGAAGGGGAGCCCAGCAUGCUAGGUGCUGUACAGAUGCUGUCAACUACGUUCAUUGGAUGUGUAAAAAUACUGGUUCCUUGCUGUUUAUAUCAGCACAAAACCCGGCUUUCUUAUCCACCCAAUUUCCUCAUGAUCAUGCUGUUUGUGGGUCUAAUGAGGUUUGCAACAGUGGUUUUGGGUCUGGUCAGCCUGAAAAAUGUGGCGGUUUCGUUUGCUGAGACAGUGAAGAGCUCUGCUCCCAUUUUCACUGUGAUCAUGUCCCGGAUGAUCCUGGGGGAGUACACAGGGUUGCUGGUCAACCUCUCCCUCAUCCCCGUCAUGGGAGGCCUGGCACUGUGCACGGCCACAGAGAUAAGCUUCAACGUCCUGGGGUUUUCGGCUGCGUUGUCCACCAACAUCAUGGACUGUUUGCAAAAUGUUUUUUCAAAAAAGCUGCUCAGCGGGGACAAAUACAGGUUCUCAGCUGCAGAGCUGCAGUUCUACACCAGUGCCGCAGCCGUGACCAUGCUGGUCCCCGCCUGGAUCUUCUUCAUGGACUUGCCGGUGAUCGGCAGAAGUGGGAAGAGCUUCAGUUAUAGCCAGGAUGUCGUGUUGCUGCUGCUGAUGGAUGGCGUUCUGUUCCACCUGCAGAGUGUCACGGCCUAUGCCCUCAUGGGCAAAAUUUCCCCUGUGACGUUCAGUGUCGCCAGCACCGUGAAGCAUGCCUUGUCCAUUUGGCUCAGUAUUAUAGUGUUCGGCAACAGAGUCACCAGCCUGUCGGCCGUCGGCACCAUCCUAGUGACGGCCGGUGUCCUGCUCUACAACAAAGCCAAGCAGCAUCAGCGGGAGGCCAUGCAGAGCCUGGCUGUGACCGCCAGCCGGACACCAGAGGAUGACAUGGAGCCACUGACCCCCAAGGACCCCAGACCACACCACUGAGCUCUGGAAGCCUCGGCAGGUGCCCAGGGCCCCGAGGUGCUGCCCACAGCGGCUGUCCUCGCUGACGCGAACACCCAGCCUCCUUGUGUCCGUGGGGUGACGUGCCGCCUUCCCUCCUCCUUUCUUGGGUUUUCAGUGAAAACCACCAGGAACGGGUGUCAGCUUCCCCAGGUGGAGACCAGAGCCCGCUGCUGCUGAGCCUGUAAUGUGAAAACCCCCUCCUGCUGGCCCUGUGCUGAGCGCAGGGGAGGGCGUCAGGACCCACACUGGCCUCCGCACGCCCUCACCAGCGCACAGGGCCGGCUGCACCCGGGGGUGACAGCCACAGGCGCCCACUCAGCGUCCCGGGCCUGCACACUGCCCUUCAGCCGUCAGGGGUACUGCCAUACUGAGACAGAAGGCUGAGGCACCCACUGCCUGGGCCGGAGGCCACCGCAGCCAAGUGACCACAGAGCUAGGAGAGAGUGGAAAGGGCACAGAAAUAAGGGUUCCUGCUGCUGAGGGCAGGCUGUGGGGCCCUCACCUUCCUGCCCUUCCACCCACGGCAUCCUCCACACCCCAGAGCUGCCAGCAGCUGGUACAACUUAGGGAAAGGCCACUGGUGAAAGGGAAGGUGCCCCACCCCUUUCAGGGUCUCUGCUGCACUAGCCCCCCCCCAUCCUGAGGGUCCCAACCCUCACCCGUGGCUGGCCUUCAGUCAAGGACCCCCGAGGUGGUGAUUGCUGGUCACUGGUGGAGGACAGACAGACAUCUGUGGUGUUUAACUCAGGACAGGGAUAUACUGACAUUCCCUUUUGUUUUUGGGUCCCCUGUUUGUAACACUGGCUGUUCUGAAGGGUUCCCUAGAGGUGCUCCUGCCAUCACCCUGCUGGUCAGGGGCCACACCACACCUUGUCUCGUGGGCAAGGAUGCUAAGGGUUUCCCUCAUGAAUGAGUGGGCAGGGGGGCGCUGGGAAGAACAUUUGGUGUGUUCACAGUUUUUUGUCACAUUGCAUUUACAAUGACAGUGGAGUUUUUAAAGAAGGAAACAGGUGGCUUCUGGAAGGCGUCCUGUAUAACAGGUAACCCACACUGAACUCACAGCCUGGCUCGGCCUGGCUCUCACCUCCCAGCGCAGACUGACUACCAUGCUGGGCGUCUGAGCCCUUUGCUGGGUUCAGGCUCCUGGCCUCUUCACUCUGCUCCUCAUCUCAAAUCCUGGUGGAAUUUCCGAUCGGGGCUGCCAACCAGGCUCUAAGACCUCUCCAUGGCGCCAAGACCUCUCCAUGGCGCCAAGCUCACGUGCUGGGGCAUGUCACCUGCAGCUGACGCGGAGGACAUCGGUGGUGACACAGCCAUCUGAGGCCUGCCUGCCACGGCUCAGUGAAGUAGCCGACAGGAGGGCCUCAGGCGCUAACGGCCCCCGCGUCUGAGUUCCCCUCCCUGUUCAGGUCCUUGGCUCCCGUCAUCUCUUCACUGGUUUUCCACUUGGCUUCUCAGCUGGAAAAUAUAAAAAUAGGCCCUCCUAGAGAUCAAAUCCCUCGGAAACAAAGAGCAAUAAUUACAUCUCAUUAACUUCUUCCUACUUGAAAAAGUUUGCCAUGAUGAUGGGUUACAACAAGGCCUUUAAAACUACCUUUUAUCAAUGCCCACAUUUUCCACCAAAAACAAAACAAAACAACUACAACCUUUUUAUGAAGCUGACUUCAUAAAGCUGACUUCAAAAUUUUAUGAAGCUGUGCCCAGAGGACAAGCAGGUGUGCGUUCUACUGCAUGUCAAGCUCAGCUCCGCUGUGAUGUUUAUCAUGAGACUUUCCCCAUUCCUGUCCCCUUUCCUCUCUGCUUCCUCCACAAACAACAGCGAAGGGGACUCGUUGGAGGUGGCUGGGGCGGCAGGAUGUACAUGCAUCUGUGAGGACCAGCGUGAAAGCACGGCCUCCACAGCACCCUGCUCCCCCCUCGAGAAUGUGGCUGCCAUGACCAGCUACUGACAGGCCAUGAGCAGAGAAGAGGACGCAGCUGUAGUCAUCUUGUUGCAAGACAGUUUCAUGUUGCCUCUCUCACGGAUGUGGUCAUCUGAGCAUAGCCAGAUGGGCAGCGCCUGCUUCUGAGCCCCAUGAGGGACCAACCACCCUGCACGUCACCUGUGCCCUGUCUCCACUGAAGUGGCUUUCUGCCAGUUUUGAUUUUCCAAAUUCUUGGAUCAGAAACAAAAUGAAGAUUUUCCUAAAUUAUUAGCAAAUGAGAUAAUUUCCAACAAAGCUGCUUUUGAGACAUUUCCUCAAACACAAGCUGUGGCCAGCACUGCGCUGGCCCGGGGCUUACGUUUCUUCUUCCAGUGUCUAGUCUCCACCCUAAAGCAUGUGCAGGACAGCCCUGCCAGGAGACAAAACCCAUGGCCUGUCUUGGCCAUUUGUUGAAUGAAUGUACAGACAUGUUUUUUAUUAACUCUGUGUAGUAGUGUUUUUACUAGUAUGUUCUUACUGAACCAUAGCAGACAUGUUUGCAUUAACGUUGACACUGGUGUCACCGCUUCCUUGGGUCAGUUCUUCCAUGUCCAUGAUCGUCGUCUGUGCCUUUGCAAAGAAAAAAAACACUUCAAACAGGUGUCAAGUCAGGUCACCUGCUUACCUACAUUGAUACUUAGAGAUGUACGUAUGUCUGGCUUUCAAGGAAACUUCCACUGAAGGGCAUAAAAAGCUUUUUUUUUUUUUUUUUAUUCCAGUAGUCAUAAUUUCCUCUAUAUCAGCAUUAAAAAAAUCUGCCUUGGAAAGCUUAGAGUAUCUUGCACAAUCCAAAAUUUGUCUUUAAUUUGAGAAAAAUACACAUGGUGAAUCAGAAACAGUCACACGCUGCACAAAGAACAUUAGCCAAGUACAGUCGUGCACAUAACCCACGCUGGAAAUGCUUUUCCCAGAACCAGUGGGUUCUGCCUGUGAAUGGUCACUUGGACGGGCCGGUAGGGAUGACACACGCACCACAUGGCUUUUUACAUCUGUCUGGUGAUAUGCUUUCCCAAGGCCUGGAAGUAUUUUCACUGUUUCCCUGGGUUGGAAAAAUAAAAGAGUGUUACUGCAAAUAGAAAUCUUCUUUUCUUUUGCCUUCGACCAACGUUGUACUAAGGGCUUCAUUCUUUCACAAAAUCCAUACAUGCUCUGGUUGGGGCCUCUUCAUUCCUUAGUUUAUAAAUAAGAAUGCCCCCAGCUCCCCUGGUGAAUCUGCCUGUUUCCCUCUCUCCUGGCUGAGGAGCCAAGAGCAGAGGUGAGGUUGUGCUG